UCAAUUUUUCAUAAUAAUAGAUACACAGCUUUUCACAAAACAGAUUGAAAUUAGUAGCAGCAUAGCAUCCCCACCUUUUCACUAACUACCAAAAUGGCAACAGCAUUAGAGUGCUGGUCAAGCCGCACCACCACCACCGCUGCCGCCGCCGCCGCCGAUGAACAACAACAAGUCCUUAUGAGAACCCACCACAGAUCCGAACUUUCUUCUUCCAAAGACUCUUCCACACUCCUCCAAAAGAACAACAACAAGUUUCACAAACUCACUCGUAACUUCUCUGAUGUUAUUACUUCCUUCAAAAACACACUUAACCUUAAUAAUAAUAAUAAUCCUGAAUCUCCUCCUUCUUCUAAGAAACUUGCUUGGGCCUCUGUUCUUCGUAAUCUUACUCAACUUUAUCCUGGAACUCAACUUCCUGAUAACCUCAUUUCCAAUUUGAGGAAUCAUUACCAUUCUCUCCCUCUCAGUUAUGCACAAGCUGAAUUUGAUAUGAAGGAUGUGUUUCUUCACAUCAAGUUGAUAGAGCAGGCUUUGGAAAGUGAUCAGCCUGCAAUUUUGAUUCAACAAGAGUGUGGUGGUGGCGGUGAUGGUGAGGUUCAGGUUCAGGGGUGUGUGUUGAAGCUAAUUUUUGCUUGCAACUCUACCGUUUCGUGGCCUGCUAUGUCGGUUGCGUUGGACAGUUUCUCUGUUUGUAGCAAGAGGGCACAGAUCUUUGAGAAGAAAGGUUUCACCUUAGGAGUUGUUGCUCUUGUUGUUAGGUCCGGGCAUGAAAAUUUGGUCAAGACCCGGGUUGAGAAUGCUUUGAAGUUUGCUUUAAAGAAGCCUAAAACUGGUGCUGUGAAUGUGAAGCUUCCAUUUGGACUUUGUGGCUGUCAGGAAGAGAGUUUCAUGGGGAGAGAAUUAGGGGAUAUUGGAGAAGAUAGUGGUAAUGGAAAGGAGUUUGAGAAUUCAAGCCAAAAGAUUCAGCUUCAGUUGCCUUUGCCUACCUCAUCUUUCGUUGUGACAGUGGAUGAAUGGCAGACGAUAAAGUCAGGUGGCGAUGAGAUUGAGAGAUGGUUGUUGAAUGCAGAUUGUGUUGAGUUUACAGAACAGAUUGGACCAAAUUCUUACAAAGGUGUCUACAUGGGGAAAAGGGUUGGAAUUGAGAAGUUGAAAGGGUGCGAAAAAGGAAAUUCUUAUGAGUUUGAGCUUCACAAAGAUCUAUUAGAACUGAUGACUUGUGGACAUAGAAACAUUCUGCAGUUCUUUGGUAUUGUUGUGGAUGAUAAUCACGGAUUAUGCGUGGUGACUAAAUUCAAGGUACGUGGGUCCGUUAACGCCUUAAUGUUGAAGAACAAGAAGCUUCAUAGUAAGGAUAUUGUUAGAAUUGCAGUCGAUGUAGCUGAGGGGAUCAAGUUUAUGAACGACCACGGUGUUGCGUACCGAGACCUUAAUACACAACGGAUUCUGUUAGAUAGACAUGGAAAUGCUUGCUUGGGAGAUAUGGGUGUAGUCACUGCCUGCAAGAGUGUUGGGGAAGCAAUGGAGUAUGAAACUGAUGGUUAUAGAUGGCUAGCUCCUGAGAUAAUCGCAGGAGACCCCGAGAGUGUGACGGAGACAUGGAUGAGUAACGUUUAUAGUUACGGCAUGGUAAUUUGGGAGAUGGUAACUGGUGAGGCAGCAUUUUCUGCACUUUCUCCUGUGCAAGCAGCAGUUGGCAUUGCAGCUUGUGGCCUUAGACCUGAAAUUCCCAAAGACUGCCAACCAAAUCUAAAAUACAUUAUGACAAAGUGUUGGAACAACAACCCUUCUAAACGUCCUAAGUUCUCUGAAAUUUUAGCCAUAUUGCUGCCACCAUAUAACAAUAAUAGGUAAUUUUCUAUGUGUAGAGAGCCUUGAUGGAACCUAAUUUGUUGAUAGAAAAUUAUUAAUUUAACAGAUAAGAUGAGUUUCCCAUGUUUAUAUUAGCUUUAAUGAAGAUAUAUAAUUUUUCCAUUUUUUUUGGUAUAAGUAA
Messenger RNA from Cicer arietinum (chickpea), 1993 nucleotides. RefSeq lists its product as uncharacterized. NCBI's taxonomy places the organism in Eukaryota, Viridiplantae, Streptophyta, Magnoliopsida, Fabales, Fabaceae. Gene Ontology annotation, biological process: protein phosphorylation. Gene Ontology annotation, molecular function: ATP binding; protein serine/threonine kinase activity. The record is from RefSeq and is a predicted model, not a curated record.